AUGGUCAUUCCAGGACCAAAUGAACUGACACUCGACCAGCUUAACAAGAUAAUGGACAGGUUCAUGAGUGAAAUGAUACAACUAUAUUCCAGACAUGAUUUUCGGGUACACGGACAUGAGAACAAGUUUCCCAUCCACUCUGUUCUCAACUCCGAGGUGUGUGAUUUACCUGCGAAUCGCAAGCUCGAGGGACUUGCAUCAUUCUCAUCAAAACUUUUUAUGUGCCCGCAGUACCCCUGGCGAUAUAUCCGAUAUGCAUUUCGAGCCCACUCAGCAGAAGAUGCAGACAAGCAAGAAAUCUUUGACCGUCAUGGAGUAUCAUGGUCCCCUCUCAAUAGACUCCCAGGUUGGCUUACAUCACUCAAUUCUGUUGUAGAAUUUAUGCACUGCAUUUACCUGUGCAUGGUCAGGCACGUCACAAAGAUAAUUAUCCUUCAAUUGGGAAUGCUCAGUCCAAUUCCACGUAACGACUGGUAUCCCCUUGAACAAAUUGAUGAGUUUUUCUCCCAAAUCAUAUGGCCAGUCUCAGUAGGACGAUUACCUCCAUCAGUUACUUCUUCCUCUUUGAAGGCUGAUCAAUGGCACCUUCACAUUAGCGUUCUUUUUGUUGGACUUUUUGUUUCAUGGGAGCGAUGUUUAGAGACUUUGUUAUCAGAAACUGAAAAUCCUACAGAUGAGCAGCUCGAUGAGAUCAACACUUCAACAAUGGAUAGAUCUAUUCGGCACCACUAUGAAACUGUCCUCACAUUCUCUACCACAAUCCAAAUCCUUUCAUCCUGCUCGAUUAGUCCAGAUGAGAUUGACUGUGGAUGUGCUGCUCUGUCAAGAGCAUGUCAAAACUGGGCCCAUAUGGGCUGUCAUAUGACACCCUACUUUCACUUCGCUCAGCACCUUCACUGUCAGCUUCUCCAAUUUGGACUGUGCUAUGCUACAUGGGCCUUUCCUUACGAAUGUAAUAAUGGUUUUCUUGGUAGGAUGAACCACAACAACCACAAGGGCGGUGAGCUUGAAUGUACCAUGAUGCAUAAAUGGUGGAAAUGGGUAUUGGUAUGUGAUCUCAUUGGCUGUUUCCUUUCAUCACAUUAUUUUCGCUGA
Suillus subaureus is the source of this 1095-nucleotide messenger RNA. RefSeq lists its product as uncharacterized. The transcript is spliced from 6 exons. The record is from RefSeq and is a predicted model, not a curated record. NCBI's taxonomy places the organism in Eukaryota, Fungi, Basidiomycota, Agaricomycetes, Boletales, Suillaceae. The coding region runs from base 1 to 1095 and encodes 364 amino acids.